AUGUGGCAAUUCAUUGUAGCUGCAGGAUCUGGGAUUUUAGCCAAGAAAUUCAUUAACCUAGAAUCUGCUGGAACUAAAUCUUCACUGCCACAAGAUUUAGUCUUCGAAUCAAACAAUACACUCAAAGAAAGCACUAAUCAAGAGAAGGAAGAAUACUCGAAGAGGGGAAAAAAGAAAAUUGCUGCUUCGGAAGCCUGUCGGAAAGAGGCGGUGGUGGAUCACGUUGGGUUUAAGAGUGGAAAGAGGAUUUCUGUUUGCUUGAAGAAGAGGAGAACCGGCAAGCAUGCUUCAGGGAAGUGUGAAUCUCGUGCUUCAAAAGAUAAUUCAUUUGGAUGGGGAGUUGGUGUUGGGAUAAUGUAUAUGGUGUCAGCUGGAACAGCUGAAAUCUCUAAGUUGAACUCUGCAAUGUGCGUGACGGUAAAAACUGUCGAAGAACUAAAAGCCGAGAUCUCAAAAAGGAAAAACUCACAAAACGUGAGUGUCCCAGUUGCUGGGAAUGAAGCUGGAACAAAUGAGAAGUUUGCUGAAAGCUGUUGCAGAGAUCCAUCAUUCACUAUGGUAGCUGCCAAGAGCGAAGAAAAUAUGAAUGCAUUUAGUCCUGCUAUGACCGAUGAAGGUGAAUGUGCGAGUAGCAUUCUUACGAAUAAUCAGCAUCCUGAGGUGUUGGAAAUGCACCAGUUGGAAGCAGAGCUAGAGUCUGAACUUCAGAAACUUCCCUGGUCUGGAAUGGAAGCUUCUAGUUCUGAUGGAAGAACAGAUAUCUAUGAGACUGAAGUGUUGGCUAAAGGAGAAGCGUAUGAGAAUGCAAGCUCGUAUCAAUAUAAUGGUGUGUCGGCAGGUGAACUAGAUCAGAAACUGUGUCAUUUGCUCGUCGAACAACAGGAAAGCCAAAUAAUGGAGCUAGAGGCUGAGUUGAAUGAGGCACAUUCCAAACUCCACCAGAAAGAAACUGAGCUCCAAAAACUUAGAGACUGGAAACGACUCACGGAGUUUUCGCUAGCCAAUGCUUCAGAUGAAGAAGGUGAGAAUGAAGAGGUGGAUGUGCAGGCAAUAACAGAUGGAAUUGAAGAGAAGAAGGUUGGAUGGGAAUCAAUGGUUGGAAUGAAACGAAGCAUUGGCUGUACAUCAUACAUUUGCUCUGGUAAAUAACAGUUUGAUCC
Molecule: messenger RNA, 1160 nt
Organism: Salvia hispanica
Lineage: Eukaryota; Viridiplantae; Streptophyta; Magnoliopsida; Lamiales; Lamiaceae
Source: RefSeq, a predicted model, not a curated record